This is a messenger RNA of Impatiens glandulifera, 1504 nucleotides long. RefSeq names its product probable plastid-lipid-associated protein 3, chloroplastic. The transcript has 3 exons. The record is from RefSeq and is a predicted model, not a curated record. The coding region runs from base 74 to 1306 and encodes 410 amino acids. Lineage: Eukaryota; Viridiplantae; Streptophyta; Magnoliopsida; Ericales; Balsaminaceae.
CUCAAAUAAAAAAGUAUCCGUCCCUUGUUCCUUUCUUUGUUUCUUUCUUUCUCUCUCUCUCUCUAUCUCAAAUAUGAAAUCCAUGGCCGCUCAUCUUCUAACUCCCUCUUUCCUUCUUUCUAGAACCACAACAACAACAGCCACACUUCCCCUCAGUUGUUCCCGGAGAACUCAUUCUCUCAAAUUCCCUCUCCUCCACACCUCCUCCUCCUCUUCCCGCAACUCAUCAUCCAUCCGCUCAUCUUUCACCUUCUCCGGCGACUCCGACGACAAAUUAAACGGACCUCCCUCCCAAAUCACCGACGAAUGGGGAGAGAAGUCCGGUCCUGAACCUGACUCCUCCACCACUAAGCUACCAGAGACUGACCCACCUAUAAACGAAGACGAGUGGCAAUCUUCCGCUAAUGACAAUUCCUCCUCAUCGGAGGAAACUCGCUCGGGAGUUGUCGACGAAUGGGGAGAGAUAGCUGUGCUUGAAACAGAACCCUCCACCAAGCUUCCUAGUACCGAUCCUACAUUAAAUGAGGACGAGUGGGGAGACGACAGUACUGUUCCUCCUGCCGCCGCCGACAAUGACCUAAAAGAAGAUGAAACCAAAAAGGCCAAGCUGCUGCUUGAGGAGCUAAAGAGAUGUUUAGUGGAUACCCUUUACGGGGUGGAUUUAGGUUUCCGGGCUUCAGCAGAGGUUAGAGCAGAAGCGUCGGAGCUUAUUAGUCAGUUAGAGGCGGCCAAUCCAACUCCGGCACCGUCCGAGUCACCGGAGUUACUUGAUGGCAACUGGGUAUUACUGUACACAGCUUUUUCUGAGCUCUUGCCUAUACUGGCAGCUGGUAGUACUCCUUUAUUGAAAGUUGACAAGAUAUCUCAACUAAUUAACACAAAUAACCUCACUAUUGAAAACUCGGUUACAUUCUCCAAUCCAUUUGUUAGUCUUUCCUUCAGUGCUACAGCCAACUUUGAUAUCCGCUCUCCAUCAAGAAUCCAGGUUGAAUUCAAGGAAGGAGUGUUUAAGCCACCAGAGAUAAAGACAAAAGUUGAUGUCCCAGAGAAUGUAGAUAUAUUUGGACAAAAGAUAAGCUUAUUACCAUUGCAACAGUCUUCAAUUAUUGGUCCUCUUCAGGAGGCUGUUGCUGGCAUUGCUCGGGCAAUCUCUGGUCAGCCGCCCAUCAAGGUUCAAAUCCCUGGUGGCCAGCGGUCCGAAUCUUGGCUUCUCACCACUUAUUUGGAUAACGAUUUCCGCAUCUCUAGAGGGGAUGGUGGUAUUUUCGUACUAGCCAAGGAAGGUAGCCCCCUUCUAGAUAUCUAGUCACCUACCCUUUCAUCACUAUAAUUUGUACUAAUUUCAUCACUAUACAAGUAAAGAGAUAUUUGUAAAUCGCCUUACUUUCUCAUAUCCUUUUCAUUUCAAUCAAAUGUCAAAAUGAUGUAGCCUAUACCAAAAAUAUCCUAUGCAGAUAAGUGUCUUAAAAUGCAUGGAAUCAAUGAAAGUUUUUCAUGAGAAUCA